Messenger RNA from Mugil cephalus (flathead mullet), 2150 nucleotides. It is a transcript of the gene atp1b1a, whose product is annotated as ATPase Na+/K+ transporting subunit beta 1a. Gene Ontology annotation, cellular component: sodium:potassium-exchanging ATPase complex. The coding region runs from base 150 to 1058 and encodes 302 amino acids. The record is from RefSeq and is a predicted model, not a curated record. Gene Ontology annotation, molecular function: ATPase activator activity. NCBI's taxonomy places the organism in Eukaryota, Metazoa, Chordata, Actinopteri, Mugiliformes, Mugilidae. Gene Ontology annotation, biological process: intracellular sodium ion homeostasis; sodium ion export across plasma membrane; potassium ion import across plasma membrane. The transcript is spliced from 6 exons.
ACUACGAAACAGUCCUUUCGUGUUUCCUGCGAGGGACAGUUCACAGUCUCAGCUGAAACAGACCCAGCCGCUAAAUCAGAGAAACAGGAAAAAAAAAGAAGAGAUAAAUAUAUAUAUAUAUAGAGAGGGAACAUUACCGGGGAGUUAAUAUGUCGGCAAAUAAAGACAGCGACGGCGGGUGGAGGAGUUUUGUGUGGAAUUCAGAGAAGAAGGAGAUUCUAGGACGAACAGGAGGCAGUUGGUUUAAAAUCUUCUUGUUCUACGUGAUAUUCUAUGGAUGCUUGGCUGGGAUUUUCAUCGGGACCAUUCAGGCAAUGCUGCUGACGUUAAGUGACUAUAAACCCACCUAUCAGGACAGAGUGGCUCCACCAGGUCUAUCACACACUCCCCGCUCAGAGAAGUCUGAAAUUUCUUUCAAAAUGUCUGACUCUGCAUCAUAUGAGAAGUACACCGAAAGCAUGAAGAAGUUCCUUGCUAAAUAUGACAUCGGCAACCAGACUGGUGACACUUUUGAGGACUGUGGAGAUUCUCCUCAGCCGUACAAGGAUCGCGGCUCUUUGGAAACUGAUAAAGAAAAGAGGAAAGCUUGUCGCUUUGAUAGAAAAUGGCUCGGGAGCUGCUCAGGGUUGUCUGAUGACACUUUCGGCUUCAAGGAAGGGAAGCCAUGUAUCAUUGUCAAGCUCAACAGGAUCGUCAACUUCAAACCAAGGCCUCCUACAAACACGUCACUCCCAGAAGGUCUGCAAUCAAAACCACUCACCAACCUGAUCCCUAUUUUCUGCAAAAACAAGAGAGAAGAGGAUGAAGGCAAGCUUGGAGAGAUCAAGUACUAUGGUAUCAAUCAAAUCCACCAAGGCUUCCCCCUCCAGUACUACCCGUACUACGGCAAACUGCUGCACCCCCAGUACCUGCAGCCUCUGGUGGCCAUUCAGUUCCACAACAUCACCUUAGAGGAGGAGAUCCGCAUCGAGUGCAAAGUAUACGGAGCAAACAUCGACUACAGUGAGAAAGACCGCUAUCAAGGACGUUUUGACAUUAAGUUCACAAUAAAGUCGUGACCUCAGCCAUGAUGAGCACUCUCAUUUUGAUAACACACAAAAUGUAGAGAGAUUACAAGAGUUCAGAUAAAACACCACUAGUCUUUGAACAUUCAUAUUAUACAGGACCUACACUUAAUCCGUGUGCUUUACACUAGCUUUUCUGUGUUUGUCAAGGGUUAGAAUGUAAAAUACAAGAGUAGCAAUAGCAAAUAUUUAUUCUACUGUAAAUGAAAAUAUUCCUUGAGCCAUGGGAUGUGUUCAUCUAUUACUGUAAAACUUCAAUUCCUCUACUGGUGUGUAGCGAGUUGUGUUUCUGUCCCCAACGUAUUUCAUCCUCACGUGGUUUCUAUAGAUUAUUGGUGUGUCCAGUGCUGUAGUCCAGUCCUGUUGUAAUCUCUUUUGUCUUAUGUCAGCUUUAGUGGUCCAAGGUGUGUGCGUGUCUGUGUGCAGGCGUGUUUAUGUGAGUGUGUGGAGUGUGUCAAUGUGCUCUGACUAACUGAAAUACUAGCAUGGUACUCUGAACCUUUAAGGCCCAUGUUUGAGUAAAUGACUGUGCUCCAUGGACUCUUUCUUUGUGUGUGUUUCUUUAUCCAAGUUGUUCAAGUUGGCUGUGGAAGGAUACAUUUGUACACAAUUUGUUCACCUUAGCUGUUAGAUAUGAUUUGAUGACAUUUCUGUUUGAUACUCCUACAUCGGUUCAUUCUUAGUUCAUAGUGUAGAGCUUUGUGGGUCCAGCCUAGAAGACUGUCACCUCCACGUAAACAGUGGCAACUCAGUGCUUUGAAAUCUGUUUUGCUGGAGACAUCACGUGACGUGAUGCAACUUACUAUUGAAUGUUUUUGCCAUUUUCAUGGUGGAAGAAUUUUAUAUUUAUGCAGUUGUACAUUUUUUUUCAAAGCGUAAUGUAUGAAUCCAAUACCAAAGUGGCUGGUCAAAAAGUUAAAGAAUAUCAGAGGCAAUGCAGUAUCCCAUGUAAUAAGAUGUUUAGUUGGUGUGAAAAUACUUAAUUCAAUGUUGAAGAUCAAAACACUUGUCAGGAGUCUGCUCUUGUCACUUUAUUUAAUCUGCAAAAGGCUGAAACAAUAAACAGAAAAAUGAGACAACUGUCAA